This is a messenger RNA of Fukomys damarensis (Damara mole-rat), 3632 nucleotides long. RefSeq names its product torsin 1A interacting protein 1 (gene Tor1aip1). The record is from RefSeq and is a predicted model, not a curated record. The transcript has 13 exons. Gene Ontology annotation, molecular function: ATPase activator activity. Bases 398 to 2248 code for a protein of 616 amino acids. Gene Ontology annotation, biological process: nuclear membrane organization. NCBI's taxonomy places the organism in Eukaryota, Metazoa, Chordata, Mammalia, Rodentia, Bathyergidae. Gene Ontology annotation, cellular component: nuclear membrane.
ACGGGCGUCUCCCGGGUGGUUGCUAGCAGCUAAACGUCGUACAAACAUUAUGCCCGUCGCCCCCACCAGUCCCUCCCUCCGGCUCGAGGACAGGGAUGUCCUACUCCUUCUUCUCCUCCUCUUUGGUGCCUUCAGCCAGGAGGCGGGAGUGACCCAGAGCAGCUGACCCAGCUCGGGCACUGCCUCUCCCACAGCCCUCAGACACACCAUGGGCCCAGAGGCAGGUUUGCGGCACAGCAGCGACGACGCAGGUGGCGGCCCCGGCGACUCUCAGCUGCCUCCCUGACCAUUGCAGGCACCGCCCAACAUCCCCGAAGAAGCCAUCGACACCGCCAGUAAGAAAACCUAGGGGCCGGCGAAACUAUCUUCACGAUUCGCUACAGCUACGCCAACAACUAUGGCGGACGAGGGGCGGCGGGCCGAGCCGGCGGGCGAGCGCUGGGGGAUGUACGUCACGUCCAGGGCCCCCCUGCGGGAGGGAAGGCGCCGCCGGGCUUCUCAAGAUGGCGGCGGCGGUGACGCGCUCGCGUACGGAACUCCUCCGUCACGGCAGGGCCGGCGGGAAGUGAGGUUCUCAGAGGAACCGCCAGAAGUGUACGGCGACUUCGAACCCCAGAUGGCCAAAGAAACGUCCCCAGUGGGAAGACAAACCCCGCCCAAAGAGUUCCAGCCGGAUUCUGCUAAAGAGGAAGGGAGAGAAAGCGCCUACUACCUUCGGUCUCGGCAGCGGAGGCAGCCCCGACCCCAAGCAGUCGAAGAGAUGAACACGCGGAGGACCGCCCGCCUUCUGCAGCCUCCGCUACAGCCGUCGCCGGUUACGACGCUCCCGCCUGGGGUCCCCCCGAGCCGCCGGCGGGAGGAGGCACUGACCGGAGGAGGGAGGAGGUUCUCAGAAGGCAGAACCCCCAGAGCUGAGGAUCAUGAGGAUGAACCAUCUUCUCAAACUGUUACAAACCAAACAGUCUCAAAGAAAUCUGUCAGAACACAAGAAGUUCCAGUGACCAGUGAAGACCCUGUAAUUAGCCUUUGUAGACCCCCUCUGAGAAGCACAAGAUCUGAUUCAGCAUACAGAACAAAUGAAAAUACUAAAAUGAAAGAAUUAGAAGCCUCUAGUGUUGAAGAGAAGGUCAAUUUCUCAGAAGAAGGAGAAACUGAAGAUGACCACCAAGAUGGUUCUUACAGUGAUGUCACUACUGUUAAGGUCAGAUCCGGGGAUUCUGUUGAAUCUGGAGAUCAAACCACCAGAUCAUCUGGUCAACGUCCAGAAUCAGUUCAGAGAUUACCACAAAGUCAAGACUCCGUAGCUCAUAAUAAGCAAUCUUCAGUGCUGAGCUCAGGAUAUCAAAAAACCCAUCAGGAAUGGUCUGAAAAAAAUAUAAGAAUGAGAACUAGGAUGCAAAGUGGCAGCAUUCAGAUGUCAAAGCUUGGAAACCAGUCUCCAUCACUCUCCAGACAAUCAGUAGCUGAACAGCCCCAAAAUGAAUAUUUUUUCAAGAAGAAAUGGUUUCUUUGCCUACUUGUUGUGAUAAAUGUUUUUGUCCUUUGGAAUUUUUCAUUUUUUCAUACUCCUGAGGUAGAAACUACUGCUGUUCAAAUGUUCCAGAACCAGAUGAAGCAACUUAGAAACAAGUACCAAGGUCAAGAUGAGAAGCUGUGGGAAAGAAGCCUAACGUUCCUUCAGAAACAUCUUAAUAGCUCCAAUCCUCGGCCUCAGCCUGCUAUCUUGCUGCUCACUGCUGCCCAAGAUGCGGAAGAAGCACUUAAGUGUCUGAGUGAACAAAUUGCUGAUGCCUACUCUUCCUUUCGGAGUGUCCGUGCCAUCCGGAUUGAUGGAACAGGCAAAGCUGCUCAAGACAGUGAUGUUGUCAAACUGGAGGUAGAUCAGGAAUUGAGCAAUGGUUUCACAAAUGGCCAGAAUGCAGCUGUGGUACACCGCCUUGAAUCACUGCCUGCUGGCUCUACUUUAAUCUUUUAUAAAUAUUGUGAUCAUGAAAAUGCAGCCUUCAAAGAUGUAGCCUUAGUCUUGACUGUCCUAUUGGAGGAGAAAACCCUUGGAACCAGUCUAGGCCUAAAGGAAAUUGAAGAAAAAGUGAGAGAUUUCCUCAAAGUUAAGUUCACCAGCUCCAGCACCCCUAGCUCCUAUAAUCAUAUGGACCCAGACAAGUUGAAUGGGCUUUGGAGCCGUAUUUCUCACUUAGUCCUACCUGUACAGCCUGAAAAUGCUCUGAAAAGUGGCAUCUGCUUGUAAGGGGUGAAAAAAGAAAAAUCAUGUCUCAGAUUCUAAGAAAUUACCAGACUUUUUUAAACCAGGAUAGAAUUCAAAGCACUUUUUGAAUGAACUGGUUUCUUUUUAAAGGAAGUUAAGUUCUUAUAUAAACAUGGAACAUUAAAUCAUUUCUUAAACCUAAUUACCUGUGAUUUGAGAGAAUUAUUUCUCAUUUUGUUGUGUUGAAUAUUUAGAGGAGUGCAAAUUGUGUGCAUUCCCGUCAAGGAUCUGCUGAUUCUGGGCAGAAUCAGUGCUAUAGCAUGAACAGUUUGAAGGCCUAGGUGCCUUUCCUAUGAAUAAGUCUUGUUUUUUUAACUUAACUUAGGUUUUUUAAGUUUGUUGAGUUAAUGAGGCAGCUCUUUAAUUAUGACUAUGGGUUUUCCCGUUAUGUUUCCUCUUACAUCAUUUAGGCCUGAGUUCCUUAGUCAUCUGGAACAACGGUAAUGAAAUAUCAUCUAUGUAUGUGUUUAGAUUUUUUUCCCUUUAUUUUUGGAGAGAGGAGGAAGAGGAAAGGGAAGAGAGGAAUAAUAAAAUGAAUAAAGAAGGAAAUGUAAGGCUAAAAAAAUCUUCAGUAUGAAAUGUUACAGUGAGCCACUAAGAGGUAGGUUAGUGAAACAUCUAAACCCGCAUCUUAGUAAAUUCUAUUGGGAACUUUUUGUAUUUAUUAUUUUUUUCACUCUAAGAAAUUCUUGGUUAUCCCACGAAUUUUUAGUCUAUAUAUUAGAAGGCUUCAUAUAUUUGCUCAUUGACUUUUAAUGGUAAAUUCAGUGCAGUCUACUUUGUGCAAAUCUGUUUUUGUUUUGAAUUAAGAAAUAACAGUUUCAGAAAUUGGUAAGCCAUUUGUUAACCUAUUCUGAGCAGGUUUGAUUUAAUUUCUGCUUGUCCACUUGUUGCAGUCUGAGUCUUUUAAUGGCACUUCGUAACAAAUGUAGAUUUACUACGCAUGUGAUAAAUUUGAGUGCUUCAAGCCAAAAAAGACAGUGAACUUUAUAACAUACAAAGAGUGUUAAAUGUAUAACUGGAUUUUUCUCAUCUUUCAACUGCUUUGUGUUUUUCAAAUAUAAUUCUAGAUCUACUUUGAGGUGUUUUUUUUUUUUUUUUUAAUUGUCCAUAAGCUAUUAAGUGAAAAUACUGUUUUUAGAGUACUGGAGCCAGAUAUCUGCUUUAUUUACCCUUUGAGAGCCUCACAGCUUAUAGUAAGUGUGGUCUGAUUUCUUCCCACCAGAAUUACCAGCAUUCAUAAGUGUAUACCCAUUUAUUAUAAUUUGUUCCUAACAGUAAACAUGAUUUGAUUUAUAGAGGAUUAUAAAACAAAAUUUUGAGUAUUAUUUUAUACAUUCAUAUUAUAUGGAGAAACAAAUGUUUU